UAAAAAAAACUCUCUCUUGAUUUGUCAAACGCGUGGCAUGUAUCUGCUCCACAAAAUUGUUAUCUAAAUUUCCGCCGGAUGAUUCGUUUGGAGCCCGGCAACGCAACUUCGCUCCUAUCUACUUCAAUGCACUCGAUCGAUCACUUCCCUGCAGGUAGCGUCGAGCAUAGUGCAGGCGGAUUUUCACCAUGAGCGGCAGCAAUCGGAAGCCCGUCCACUUCGUCCUGAUUCCCUUCCUUGCUCAAGGCCACAUGAUCCCCAUGAUCGACUUGGCCCGCGUCCUCUCCCUCCGCGGCGCCCUCGUCACCGUCGUCACUACCCCUGCCAACGCCUCCCGCUGCGCUUACGUUGUUGACCGCGCCAACGAGGCCGCCGGCGGCGACGAACCGCCGAUCCGACUCGUCGAGAUCCGCUUUCCCUGCGCAGAGGCCGGAUUGCCGGAGGGAUGCGAGAGCAUCGACCUCAUCCCCUCCGCCGAUCUCACCCACAAUUUUUUCACGGCGUUCGGGAUGCUGCGGGAGCCGCUGCUGCUCCACCUCCGGCAGCAGCGGGGCCGGCCCAAGCCGAGCUGCCUCGUCUCCGACUCCUGCAUACUGUGGACGGGCGACGUGGCUCGGGAGCUGCGAAUCCCUCGUUUGAUCUUCGAGUCGUCCUCCUGCUUCUACCUCCUCUGCAGCCACGCCGUGAGCGAGCUGGAGCACGCAGAGGACUCUGCUUCGUCGCCGUUCGAACCCCUCCUUGUGCCCGAGUUGCCUCACCGAGUAGAGACGGUGCGCGCCCAGUCGAGCAGGUUCUUCGACCUACCAGGGUUCAAGAGGUAUCGCGAGGAGUGGGUGGAGGAUCAAUCCUCUGCCCAUGGUUUCUUGAUCAAUACCUUCCGUGAAUUGGAGUCGCCGUAUCUCGAUGGAUACGAGAAGGCGGUCGGCAAGAGGGUUUGGCCCGUCGGCCCCUUUGCCCUCUGUUACAAGGACGGGGAGAAGGUGUCGAGAGGGAACCGGGUGGCGACCGACGUGGCCGACCGCAUCUUGAGAUGGCUGGACGCCAACGAGCCCGGGUCGGUGGUGUACGUCAACUUCGGGAGCCUGGUGAGGAACAGCCCGUCGCAUCUGCAGGCGGUGGGGCUCGGCCUGGAGGCAUCGAACAGGCCGUUCCUCUGGGCGGUGAAGCAGGAGGAGACGUCGGAGGAGGAGAUGGAGGCGUGGCUAUCCCUGUUUGAGGAGAGGACGCGGGCUCGUGGUCUGACGACGAGGGGGUGGGUGCCGCAGGUGCUCAUCUUAUCGCACCCUUCGGUGGGGGGAUUCAUGACGCACUGCGGUUGGAACUCGACGCUGGAGGCGGUGGCAGCCGGCGUGCCGAUGAUCACGUGGCCACACUUUUGGGACCAGUUCCUCAACGAGAAGCUGGUGGUGAAUGUGCUGGGGAUCGGCGUGGCGCUCAAGCCCAAUACCGAGGCCGUCUUCAUCUCUCAUCUCAGCCAUGGUUUGAUCGGCGGGGAGGAUGUGGAGAAGGCGGUGAAGGAGUUGAUGGACGGAGGGGAGGAAGGAGAAGAGAGGAGGAAGAGAGCGAGGGAACUGGGGGAGAAGGCCAGGAAGGCAAUGGAGGAAGGAGGUUCUUCGUACGAGGAGUCGAAUCUGAUGAUUCAACAUGUGCUCCAGCUCGGAGAGGAGCUCGAACAUGAAUGCGUGUAAUCAAAAAAGGUAAUUCGAAUUUUAAAAUAAAUUAAAUAAAUUGAUUUAAAUGUUAUUGAGUUCUUAGUUUGAGU
Molecule: messenger RNA, 1762 nt
Organism: Zingiber officinale
Lineage: Eukaryota; Viridiplantae; Streptophyta; Magnoliopsida; Zingiberales; Zingiberaceae
Product: UDP-glycosyltransferase 73C6-like
Exons: 1
Coding region: 189-1688 (499 amino acids)
Molecular function (GO): UDP-glycosyltransferase activity
Source: RefSeq, a predicted model, not a curated record